Molecule: messenger RNA, 1275 nt
Organism: Paramacrobiotus metropolitanus
Lineage: Eukaryota; Metazoa; Tardigrada; Eutardigrada; Parachela; Macrobiotidae
Exons: 6
Coding region: 84-764 (226 amino acids)
Source: RefSeq, a predicted model, not a curated record
CUCCGCGUUCUGAUCUAGCGCCAAAGUCGUGUACGCCAGGCAAGGAGAUUCAUUUGGGCGUUGUUUUAUUGUACGAUUUAAGCAUGAAGGCGGGAAAAAACAAAUUCGGGAAAGAGGUUCUGGAGAAGCUGGAGCUGGUGAAAUCAAAAAAGAAUAUGACUUUGGAAGUUGAUCCUUUCACUAUUAAUGCCAGAGACGUGUCCGAGUUUGUAUUAAACGAAGUUCGUUUGACGGAGGAAGACGUGAAGAUGAUUCUUAUCGAGGGAAAACAAGCCGUUUCGGACAGCACAAUGAUAUCGGAGUUAAUUAGUCGGGGCGCACUCAAGCAGAUCGGACAGACUUACUUUGUGGAAUACCUUAUUCUGCCCUUUCCAGAGCUGGUCAACUCGGAAGCAGACUUGCACAUUAUUUUGAACAGCCUUGUCGGAGAAUUGUACGCGGAAGAAAGCGAUGUUAUUCCAGCGGGAAAACCGUCGGUCAACUGUACGAUGAUCUUGAGUUCCACCAGUCCAAUUGAGCAGACAAUUCAACCGGAGAUUGCAACCAUAGGGUUAUCAGUAGUCAACAACCUGGACACCUCAAAGGGGAUUUCGGCAGCCGGUAGCGACUCUGAUCGUAUCCGUUUGGGGAUUGAAGUCGAUCUGAAAGUCGAGGCAAACGACGACUUUCGGUCAACAAUUUGGAUAGUACGGAUUCUGCUCCCGUUCCCAUCGUAUCAACAUUUUCAGUUGCCAGAAAGAAAGAACCAAAGAACAAGCGGAUGAAGCUUUUGACACCUAGUAUGGCAGUGGCGCCUGCUUGUAUUGCCUCAGGAGGAAAUUUUGUGGAACAUCGUGGAAUGCUAACUUCCGCGCUGGCGCUUCCAAACGGACAAUGCGGUGCAAGUGCGCAAAACCGUUGUCUGAACAUACCUGUUCCGCGUACAUUGCCACCGAUGAAUAGUAAGGACGUCUUUAUGGAAAACAGAGCCUUACAGUCAAUGCCGCCGGCUAACAGUGGUCAGUGGGUUCUUACAUCUCGAGAACUUGCGUUAAUGUCGCAGUUGGUGGUCGGGCACCGCAAAGUCACAAUAACUUUUGACGACGGCGACGGCAAGUCCAAAACAGUAUGUGUAGACAAUUGCUCAUGAUGAUUAGAUCUCAUUGGCUCAAUGUGUCCAUUUGUCUGCAUUUCGGGUCGAUUAAUGUUUCCUUUAUUCGCGAAAUGUCGGUUACUUUUUUCGGUUGUCUAAGUACUUUUGGAUUGGCAUCUUAUUUUCAGUGCCGAUUUCUCUUG